Purpureocillium takamizusanense is the source of this 1056-nucleotide messenger RNA. RefSeq names its product 3-oxoacyl-[acyl-carrier-protein] reductase. The transcript is spliced from 3 exons. Bases 108 to 860 code for a protein of 250 amino acids. NCBI's taxonomy places the organism in Eukaryota, Fungi, Ascomycota, Sordariomycetes, Hypocreales, Ophiocordycipitaceae. The record is from RefSeq and is a predicted model, not a curated record.
CUAGACACUGGCUGGCCUGCCUCGUUACACUCUCGACAGGUUCCCAUCGCACUCAUCAACAACAUCUCAUAGCCACACACACACACAACACCUCGUCUUCCCUCAUCAUGUCUCUCCAAGGCAAGGUCGCGCUCAUCACCGGAGGCGCCAAGAACCUCGGCGCCGCCAUAGCAAACGAGCUCGCGGCCCUCGGCGCCGGCCUCGCCCUGCACUACAACUCGCUCAAGUCGCGCGACGACGCCGCCCGGCUGGAGCGGGAGCUCAAGGCCAAGCACCCGGACGUCCGCGUCCGCUUCUACCAGGGCGACCUGACCACCGAGGCCGCCGUCGACACGCUCUUCGCCUCGGCCAUGGCCGACUUUGGCAAGGUCGACAUCGUCAUCAACACGGUCGGCAAGGUACUCAAGAAGCCCAUCACCGACAUUACCGAGGCCGAGUACGACGACAUGUUUGCCGUCAACUCCAAGGCGGCCUUUUUCAUCCUAAAGGCCGGCGCACGACACGUCUCCGACGGCGGCAAGCUCAUAACCAUCGUCACAGCCCUGCUGGCCGCCUUCACCGGCUUCUACACCUCCUACGCCGGCUCCAAGGCCCCCGUCGAGCACUUUACCCGCGGCGUCGCCAAGGAGCUGCAGCCGCGCCGCGUGAGCGUCAACGCCGUGGCGCCGGGCCCCAUGGACACGCCCUUCUUCUACCCGCAAGAGUCCGACGACGCCGUCGCCUUCCACAAGAGCCAGGCCCUCGACGGCCGCCUCACCGAGGUGCAAGACAUUGCGCCCCUCGUCCGCUUUCUCGUCACCGAGGGCUCGUGGAUCACCGGCCAGACGCUGUUUGCCAACGGCGGCUACACGACCAGGUGAAGCGGUGAGGCAGAUAGAUGCCUAUGGCUUGAGAUGGACGCAGUGUUUGGUGGGGUUUGGUUUGGUUUGGUUUGGUUUGGUUUGGUUUGGUUGGGUUGUGUUGGGUUGGGUUGUGUGGUGAACUGGUGAUGCAACCGGGACUUGCGCAGUCUCACGCAGCGCCUCAGUAUGUCCUGCGUCCAGUGUAAUAGUUAAU